Molecule: messenger RNA, 1419 nt
Organism: Prunus armeniaca (apricot)
Lineage: Eukaryota; Viridiplantae; Streptophyta; Magnoliopsida; Rosales; Rosaceae
Source: the annotation of a GenBank genome assembly
AUGGCGAGCAGGAGGCCUCUGCAGAGUGUGCUGAGCAGCUUGAGCUCGAACAGAGUGAUCUGGAGUGGAAGGAGGAGCUUUGGUGCUAUUCCUCAAGCUACUCUUCCUUCGUCUUCCCAGGAACUCAUCAGCUUUGAAUAUGAACACAGCGCCCACAAUUACCAUCCAAUUCCCGUCGUAUUCUCUCAGGCAAGGGGGUCAUCUAUAUGCGAUCCAGAGGGAAACAGAUAUCUGGACUUUCUUUCAGCUUACUCUGCUGUUAAUCAGGGACAUUGUCAUCCAAAGAUCAUGAAGGCAUUACAAGAACAGGCAGAAAGGCUCACUCUUAGUUCUCGAGCUUUCUAUAAUGAUAGAUUUCCACUAUUUGCUGAGUAUCUAACCAGCAUGCUGGGAUAUGACAUGGUGCUGCCUAUGAACACUGGUGCUGAAGCAGUGGAAACAGCUUUAAAGUUGGCGAGGAAAUGGGGUUAUGAGAAGAAAAAAAUUCCAAAAAAUGAGGCUAUUAUUGUCUCGUGUUGUGGCUGCUUCCAUGGUCGUACAUUGGCAGUCAUCUCCAUGAGCUGUGACAACGAUGCAACCCGAGGUUUUGGACCCUUAUUGCCUGGACAUCUUAAAGUUGAUUUUGGUGAUGCAGUUGGCCUUGAAAAGAUUUUUGAAGAGUAUGGAGAUAGAAUAGCUGGAUUUCUCUUUGAACCCAUUCAAGGAGAGGCUGGGGUUAUAAUUCCUCCAGACGGUUAUCUGAAAUCUGUCAGAGAGCUGUGCUCAAAAUAUAAUAUUUUAAUGAUUGCUGAUGAAAUACAAUCUGGUUUAGCACGGUCAGGGAAAAUGCUGGCUUGUGAUUGGGAGGAAGUUCGCCCAGAUGUAGUGGUACUAGGAAAAGCAUUGGGCGGUGGAGUGAUACCUGUAAGUGCAGUGCUCUCAGACAAAGACGUAAUGCUUUGUAUCCAACCUGGAGAGCAUGGAAGUACUUUUGGGGGUAAUCCAUUGGCCAGUGCAGUUGCUGUUGCCUCACUAGAUGUAAUCAGAGAUGAGAGACUUUCUGAAAGAUCCGCCCAAAUGGGACAAGAGCUUAGGAAUCAGUUACUCCAGAUUCAGCAGCAAUACCCAAACUACAUAAAGGAAGUUCGAGGAAGAGGUUUGUUCAAUGCUGUGGAGCUCAAUAGCAAGAAUUUGUUCCCCGUAUCUGCUUAUGAUAUCUGCCUAAAGUUGAAGGAGAGAGGAAUUCUUGCCAAGCCAACACAUGAUACUAUUAUCCGAUUGACUCCUCCACUCUCCAUGAGUUUGGGGGAGCUCCAAGAAGGAUCAAAGGCACUUUCUGAUGUUCUGGAACUUGAUCUACCAAAGAUGCAGAAGGAAAAGCCAAAAAACAUUUCUUUGGAUGCGCCUAACAUAUGUGACCGUUGUGGUCGAGACUUAUAG